AUGGCCAACACUCAAACAUUAAGGGAGCUGGCUGCCCCGGAGCUGACUCACCAGCCCUUAUGCAUCACAUUCCCCACUCUGGCUGAGAAUACUGCUUUCGAACUGAAGUCGGGGCUGAUUCACCUCUUACCUUCUUUCCAUGGUCUCUCUGGUGAAGAACCCCACAAGCACGUUAAGGAGUUCGAGGUGGUUUGCUCUAGUAUGAAACCUCCUGGGGUCACUAAAGAGCAAAUUAGACUGAGAGCCUUUCCGUUCUCUCUCAAGGAUGCAGCUAAAGAUUGGUUGUAUUACCUACCAGCAGGUAGCAUUACCACAUGGGCACAGUUGAAAAAGAAGUUUUUGGAGAAAUUCUUCCCUGCAUCCCGGGCUGCGAGUUUGAGAAAGGAAAUCUGCAGCAUUAAACAGUAUCCCGGGGAGUCCUUGUAUGACUAUUGGGAAAGGUUUAACAAGUUGUGCACUAGAUGCCCACAGCAUCAAAUUAGUGAACAACUGUUAAUCCAAUAUUUCUAUGAAGGACUCCAAUCAACUGAUAGGAGUAUCAUCGACGCUGCGAGUGGGGGAGCACUGGCAAAUAAGACCCCGAGGGAAGCAUGGCUGCUCAUUGAAGCUAUGGCAGAGAAUUCUCAACAGUUUGGCUUCCGUGAGAGUAACCCUACCCGCAGGGUUAAUGAGGUGGAGUCGACAUCUAUUCAGCAACAGUUGUCGGAGCUCACAUCCGUUGUUCGACAAUUAGCUGUGGGGAAUGUGCCCCAAGUAAAGGCCAGUGGAAUCUGUACAAAUAUGGGUCACCCUACUGACUCAUGCCCUAUAUUGCAAGAGAAUGGGGCGGAACAAGUGAACAUGGCCGGAGGCGUGCCCGCGCCUCAUAGGCAAUACGAUCCAUACUCCAACACGUACAAUCCGGGUUGGAGAGAUCAUCCCAAUUUCAGCUAUGGAAAUAGGCCACAAAAUGCAUUCUCCAAUCGUCCACCAGGAUUUCAGCAACCAUGGCAACCGAAACCGCAACCCUCAUCCUCCAACUCGGGAAGUUCCUUGGAGGAUAUUGUCAAGAGUCUGGCUACGACUACCGCCCAGCUCCAGCAAGAGACCAGGUCAUUGACCACAAAUAUGGCUCAACUCCAGCAAGAAACUAGAGCCUUAACCAUGAGCACCACUCAGUUCCAGCAGGACACAAAAGCAGGCAUGAAGGAUAUGGAGGCUCGAAUAAGCCAAAUGGCAACUGCUAUCAAUCGCUUGGAGUCCCACGCUUAUGGAAAGUUACCCUCACAACCUGAAGUAAAUCCCAGGAAUGUACCCAAGUACGCAAAGUUCUUGAAAGACUUGUGCGUUAACAAAAGAAAGCUAAGGGGUGAUGAAAGAGUGAUGGUGGGAGAGAAUGUAUCAGCUGUACUUCAAAGGAAACUCCCACCCAAAUGCGGAGAUCCAGAUGGCCGUCUUACGGCGCUCCAGGUUUUCGCCCGUAUUCAGGCAGAGAAUCAAGCGGCUUUCUAUGUUCAUAUUGGCUUCCAGCCGCCGCAUCCGCCGCCUCCUUAG
Molecule: messenger RNA, 1533 nt
Organism: Coffea eugenioides
Lineage: Eukaryota; Viridiplantae; Streptophyta; Magnoliopsida; Gentianales; Rubiaceae
Exons: 3
Coding region: 1-1533 (510 amino acids)
Source: RefSeq, a predicted model, not a curated record